Sebastes umbrosus (honeycomb rockfish) is the source of this 4715-nucleotide messenger RNA. RefSeq names its product NLR family CARD domain-containing protein 3-like. The transcript has 10 exons. NCBI's taxonomy places the organism in Eukaryota, Metazoa, Chordata, Actinopteri, Perciformes, Sebastidae. Gene Ontology annotation, molecular function: protein binding. The annotation marks the transcript as partial. The record is from RefSeq and is a predicted model, not a curated record.
AAACUGAAUAUUCCUCUCUGGUCUACCAGGAUCUAUCAAAGACCAGACCUCCCUGAUCCUGGACCUGGAUGGGGACCUGGACCUGAUCCUGAUCCUGAUCCUGAUCCUGAUCCUGAUCCUGAUCCUGAUCCUGAUCCUGGACCCGGAGCCAGCUGUGUGUCCUUAAAGAGCAACCAGUCAAAGGGGGAACCUCUGGCGUUUAAAGAUGGAUUCUUCAGUCCUGAACCGAGGAUCCAUCAGAAACCAGAGCUACCUGGACCUGGACCUGGACCUGGACCUGGACCCAGCUGUGUGUCCUUAAAGAGCAACCAGUCAAAGGGGGAACCUCUGGCGUUUAAAGAUGGAUUCUUCAGUCCUGAACCGAGGAUCCAUCAGAGACCAGAGCUACCUGAACCUGAACCUGAACCUGGACCUGGACCUGGACCUGGACCUGGACCUGGACCUGGAUCUGGACCCAGCUGUGUGUCCUUAAAGAGCAACCAGUCAAAGGGGGAACCUCUGGCGUUUAAAGAUGGCCGCCCCUCAGUCACGCCGAGACUGGACCAGGACCAGGACCAGGAGAGCUCAGAGGGUCCCAGAGGUCCGCCUGCCCAGCAGCAUCAGUCACAUCUGGACUCUGUUAUUAUGCUGCUGGAGGACAGCAUCGUCACUUUUGUGAAGAACGAGCUAAAGACGAUCCAGAAGGUUCUGAGGCCAGAUUACCCAGAAUGCUUAGAGAGUGAGAGGGAGGAUGAGGAGGUGCUGGACGGUGAGGAUGAGGAGCAGAGGAGGAGCAGCAGAGAGGCGUUUCUGAAGAUCACACUGAACUUCCUGAGGAGGAUGAAGCAGGAGGAGCUGGCUGACUGUCUGCAGAGACAAUCUCCUUCCAUGUGCCAGAUUAACCUCAAGUCUAACCUGAAGGAGAAGUUCCAGUGUGUGUUUGAGGGGAUCGCUAAAGCAGGAAACCCAACUCUUCUGAAUCAGAUCUACACAGAGCUCUACAUCACAGAGGGAGGGACUGCAGAGGUCAACGAUGAACACGAGGUCAGACAGAUUGAAACAGCAUCCAGGAAACCAGACAGACCAGAAACAACAAUCAGACAAGAAGACAUCUUUAAAGCCUCACCUGGAAGAGAUGAACCAAUCAGAACAGUGAUGACAAAGGGAGUGGCUGGCAUCGGGAAAACAGUCUUAACACAGAAGUUCACUCUGGACUGGGCUGAAGACAAAGCCAACCAGGACAUCCAGUUCACAUUCCCAUUCACUUUCAGAGAGCUGAAUGUGCUGAAGAAGAAGAAGUACAGCUUGGUGGAGCUUGUUCAUCACUUCUUUACUGAAACCAAAGAAGCAGGAAUCUGCAGGUUUGAAGAGUUCCAGGUUAUGUUCAUCUUUGACGGUCUGGAUGAGUGUCGACUUCCUCUGGACUUCCACAACAACAAGAUCCUGACUGAUGUUACAGAGUCCACCUCAGUAGAUGUGCUGCUGACAAACCUCAUCAGGGGGAAACUGCUUCCCUCUGCUCGCCUCUGGAUAACCACACGACCUGCAGCAGCCAAUCAGAUCCCUCCUGAGUGUGUUGACAUGGUGACAGAGGUCAGAGGUUUCACCGACCCACAGAAGGAGGAAUACUUCAGGAAGAGAUCCAGAGAUAAGGAGCAGACCAGAACAAUCAUCUCCCACAUCAAGACAUCACAAAGCCUCCACAUCAUGUGCCACAUCCCGGUCUUCUGCUGGAUCACUGCUACAGUUCUGGAGGAGGUGUUGAAGACCAGAGAGGGAGGAGAGCUGCCCAAGACCCUGACUGAGAUGUACAUCCACUUCCUGGUGGUUCAGUCCAAAGUGAAGAACAUCAAGUAUGAUGGAGGAACUGAGACAGAUUCACACUGGAGUCCAGAGAGCAGGAAGAUGAUCAAUUCUCUGGGAAAACUGGCUUUUGAUCAGCUGCAGAAAGGCAACCUGAUCUUCUAUGAAUCUGACCUGACAGAGUGUGGCAUCGAUAUCACAGCAGCCUCAGUCUACUCAGGAGUGUUCACACAGAUCUUUAAAGAGGAGAGAGGACUGUACCAGGACAUGGUGUUCUGCUUCGUCCAUCUGAGUGUUCAGGAGUUUCUGGCUGCUCUCCAUGUCCAUCAGACCUUCUUCAACUCUGGAGUCAAUCUGAUGGCAGAAGAACAAAAAACCUCCUGGCUGCCUGAAGUCUUCAGAGACAAACCUAAACCAACACAUCUCUACCAGAGUGCUGUGGACAAGGCCUUACAGAGUCCAAACGGACACCUGGACUUGUUCCUCCGCUUCCUCCUGGGUCUGUCACAAGACACCAAUCAGACUCUCCUACGUGGUCUGUUGACAAAGACAGGAAGUAGCUCAGAAACCAAUCAGGAAACAGUCCAGUACAUCAAGAAGAAGGUUGAGCAGAACCCUGAUCCAGAGAGGAGCAUCAAUCUGUUCCACUGUCUGAAUGAACUGAAUGAUCGUUCUCUGGUGGAGGAGAUCCAACAGUACCUGAGUUCAGGAAGUCUCUCAACAGGUAAACUGUCUCCUGCUCAGUGGUCAGCUCUGGUCUUCAUCUUACUGUCAUCAGGAGAAGAUCUGGACGUGUUUGACCUGAAGAAAUACUCUGCUUCAGAGGAGGCUCUUCUGAGGCUGCUGCCGGUGGUCAAAGCCUCCAACAAAGCUCUACUGAGCGGCUGUAACCUCUCAGAGAGAAGCUGUGCAGCUCUGUCCUCAGUUCUCAGCUCCCAGUCCUCCAGUCUGAGACACCUAGACCUGAGUAACAACGACCUGCAGGAUUCAGGACUGAAGCUCCUGUCUGCUGGACUGAAGAGUCCACAUUGUAAACUGGAUACUCUCAGGCUGUCUGGCUGUCUGAUCACAGAGGAAGGUUUUACAUCUUUGGCCUCAGCUCUGACCUCUAACCCCUCCCUUCUGAGAGAGCUGGACCUGACCUACAACCAUCCAGGAGACUCUGGAGGGAAGGUGUUGUCAGCUGGACUGGAGGAUCCACACUGGAGCCUGAACUCUCUCCGAGUGGACCGCGGUGGAGUCCAGUGGUUGAAACCAGGCUUGAAGAAGUAUUCCUGUGACCUCACUCUGGACCCGACCACGGCUCACAGGUUCCUCAAACUGUCUGAAAACAGCCGCCGGGUGACGGAUCUGAGGAAGGAGCACCGGUACCCGGACCACCCGGAGAGGUUCGACUACUGGCCUCAGGUGCUGUGUGAAACCGGUCUGACCGGUCGCUGUUACUGGGAGGUGGAGUGGGAGAGUAAGGUUUACGUGGCGGUGAGUUACCGGGGAAUCGGACGCAGCGGAGACGGCGACGGCUCCAAGUUCGGAGGGAACGAUCGGUCCUGGUGUCUGACCUGCACCGACGGGGGGUUCAACGCCUGGCACGACAACAACGGAACGCUCAUCCCUCUUCCCUCCUCUUCCUCCUCCUCUUCCUCCUCUAACAGGGUAGCGGUCUAUGUGGACUGUCCUGCUGGGAUUCUGUCCUUCUACAGAGUCUCCUCGGACUCUCUGACCCACCUCCACACCUUCAGCACUACCUUCACUGAACCUCUUUAUCCGGGCUUCGGGUUCGGGGUCAAGUUGAACGCCUCAGCGUUUCUGUGCCCCGUAGCGGGGCUGUAGUGGUUCCGGACUGAUCCGGGUCUGGUCCAGUCUGGGUCAGUUAAACCGGGUCUAGUCUGAUCUGGUCUUCAGGUCCAGUCGCUGCCUGUCGUUCUCAGAAACAUUGUUAAUGUUCCUUCUGUAGGGCCACUUGUUACACAUUCAUCAUGUUUACAUGUUACAUUCACAUGAAUGGUCUCUAUAGUCAUUCUAUAUGGAAUUAUAUCACUGUCUGAUGGAUCCCCCCUGUGUGAUAGAAUCACUGUCUGAUGGAUCCCUGUGUGUGUUAGAAUCACUGUCUGAUGGAUCCCCCCUGUGUGUUAGAAUCACUGUCUGAUGGAUCCCUGUGUGUGUUAGAAUCACUGUCUGAUGGAUCCCCCCUGUGUGUUAGAAUCACUGUCUGAUGGAUCCCCGUGUGUGUUAGAAUCACUGUCUGAUGGAUCCCCCCUGUGUGUUAGAAUCACUGUCUGAUGGAUCCCUGUGUAUGUUAGAAUCACUGUCUGAUGGAUCCCCCCUGUGUGUUAGAAUCACUGUCUGAUGGAUCCCUGUGUAUGUUAGAAUCACUGUCUGAUGGAUCCCCCUGUGUGUUAGAAUCACUGUCUGAUGGAUCCCUGUGUGUGUUAGAAUCACUGUCUGAUGGAUCCCUGUGUGUGUUAGAAUCACUGUCUGAUGGAUCCCCCCUGUGUGUUAGAAUCACUGUCUGAUGGAUCCCCCCUGUGUGUUAGAAUCACUGUCUGAUGGAUCCCCCCUGUGUGUUAGAAUCACUGUCUGAUGGAUCCCCGUGUGUGUUAGAAUCACUGUCUGAUGGAUCCCCCCUGUGUGUUAGAAUCACUGUCUGAUGGAUCCCCGUGUGUGUUAGAAUCACUGUCUGAUGGAUGGUAUACAACUAUGUCAGUUACAUGUAAUAUUAUAUUAAUACUUUAAAUGUAAUAAGAGUUUGUAUUGACCUAAUCUCGUGAUCUGAUCCUCUGCAGGAGAUGAGGAAUCCUGAGCUUUGUUUACUUAUUUAUUUCAUAUUUUAUUAGCGUUGUUUUCUUUCAUAAUGAUGUAAUUUAUUUAAAUGCUGUCGAUGUAUAAACUCUGAUAUAGAGACGACAUAUUAAAUUAGUUUAAUGAGAUCUCAA